GAAGUGUAGCGUGAAAGAAAGCGGAAGUAAUGAGACGAUUCACGGCGAACCCGAGUUGAAGAAACUUCCGGCUCUGAGGUUUGGAAGUUUUGGAGUCUUGGAGCAGGUUUCCGGCCAUGGCUUGGACACAGAAGAUCUACAGGACGGUGCUGUUCGCGCUUUGGGCCUCGGUAAUGUCCGCUUUUAACCCGAGUGAGGACAGCGAGCUGACUUUCCUGCUUCCUGCUGGAGCUUCCGAAUGUUUCUUCCAGACCACGCAGAAAAACGGAACCCUGGAGGUCGAGUACCAGGUGAUUGCCGGAGCAGGUAUGGACGUGGACUUCUCCAUCAUCUCUCCUCAAGGCGUCCACCUGGCCUCAGAGUUUCGCCGCUCCGACGGAGUUCACAUGAUCGAGUCUACUGAAGCAGGAGAUUACCAGAUCUGCUUCGACAACAGCUUCAGCCGCUUCUCUGAGAAGAUGGUGUUCUUUGAGGUCAUUCUGGAGAACGCAGCCAGCGAUACAGCGGGAGAGGAUGACUGGAUGGGGCUCGGGGAACCGGAGAACCUGCUGGAGUACAAGCUGGAGGACAUUCGGGAGUCGAUCGAGUCUGUGCACCGUCACCUGGAGAAAAGUCGGCAGAUGCAGACGGUGCUGAGGGCAUUCGAGGCUCGAGAUCGUAACCUGCUGGAGAACAACCUGUGGCGGGUCUCCUUCUGGUCCUGUACCACGUUAGUAGCUAUGCUUGUGGUUGCAGUCACUCAAGUCUACACGCUACGCCGCCUCUUCGACGACAAUAGAAAGGUCCGAUCCUGAGGACACGCCCCCUCCAAGGAAUCUGUACUCAUGGUGGAAGUGUCUGGAGCGCAGCCUGAUACCUGUAAAAUGACUCGUAGUGUAAAAGUGCCUUAAACAUGCGGUGGCAGCUGCAGGAUCAAACAUGGCAUCGUCCUCCAUUUCCUCGGACCGUUGAGAAGAACCGCCGUACUUCCUGAGCAGCACCAUGUCGGUCCGCUUUAUCACGAAUAACAUGACGGCAGUGACCGGGUCACGUCAGCCCAACACUGCCCUGAUGUUAUUCGUGAUAAAAACACGGCCUUCUGUCACCUUUUAUACAACAUUAUUUUUUCAAAGUGAAUGUUUUUAAUGUCACCGAUUUACUGCUGGGAAAAUAUAAAUGGUUAUAGGGAUGAAAUGCAAACAUUGAGAGAAACAUUGAAAUGCGAAGCCAGAGGAUCAAAAUUCCAACACAGCUGAGAGCCGCACACUGAUCUUAACCCCCAAAAGUACCAUGGUACGAGUUAUGAGCCAGUAGUGGAAUCAUCUAGCAGGUAGCACAUUAACCCUUUUCCCCUUCAGCUCCACUGAAAACGCUUCUGUAGCUGAAUGUUGUAUAAAAUGUAGUACUUCAGGGGAAAAUGUCAUUUAGCCUGAUUUAUGUCUGGGAAAAAAAGUACAAUAAUGUUUCAGGUUCAAUAAACUGAUGAAUAAAAUAAUGAAUAAAUUCAACACAGUUGAAGGAGAAACAUCACUGGACUCUUUCCCACCUCAUUGCCCUCAUGUUUACUCCUGUAGCUUAUAGAGUGAACCAGACAUCUGGGACCGGUCCAUAAAUCCAGAACUUCAGUGCACUGAUAGUGGUAGUGGGACAUUGGGACAUUGGUGGUGGCGUUUGUGUGGUCGUGGUACAUGUUUUUAUUCAUUAAUCAAACAUCUCACCAUCAUUUCUGUUUUCCAAAUCAGUAAAUAAAUGAACAAACUGUA
Molecule: messenger RNA, 1742 nt
Organism: Silurus meridionalis
Lineage: Eukaryota; Metazoa; Chordata; Actinopteri; Siluriformes; Siluridae
Gene: tmed1b
Product: transmembrane p24 trafficking protein 1b
Exons: 4
Coding region: 117-794 (225 amino acids)
Biological process (GO): intracellular protein transport; endoplasmic reticulum to Golgi vesicle-mediated transport; Golgi organization
Cellular component (GO): COPII-coated ER to Golgi transport vesicle; endoplasmic reticulum-Golgi intermediate compartment; endoplasmic reticulum
Source: RefSeq, a predicted model, not a curated record